Molecule: messenger RNA, 1464 nt
Organism: Colletotrichum abscissum
Lineage: Eukaryota; Fungi; Ascomycota; Sordariomycetes; Glomerellales; Glomerellaceae
Exons: 1
Coding region: 1-1464 (487 amino acids)
Molecular function (GO): protein binding
Source: RefSeq, a predicted model, not a curated record
AUGUUCAAGUGGGAUCCCUUCGAAGAGGAGACGAGGCUGAUGGUAGGCACCGGUGCCAACAAGAUGGUUGUGUCUCGGGAUGGAUCCCUCGUAGCAACUGGCGACCCCCGAGGCACAAUCAAGAUUUUCGCCACAGCCGAUUUCUCGCUGCUAUAUCAGCUAUCUUCGCAAGACUUCGUUAAUGAUCUGGCUUUCAGUUCAGAUUCCCGGCGGCUUUACGAUAUGCGCGGGCCUUAUGGCAACGUGUGGGAACCAAACACGUUGAUUCGUCUUUCAGACAGCUCUGAAGUCCCAGAUCACAACAGUGAUGCGACUGGUGAGACGGAAAGUCUUGCCAAGAUGUCACUCCUCCCGGAGCACCAGUCAGCCCGAGUCAAUAGCCUGAACAUUCUCUCAUCGCAACCGCAAGGCACUCUCUAUUGUUUCGGAACAGACAACGGCCUGGUAGACCUCUGUGAAAACGGCAACGGUACAGUUCUCCGGAUGGAAAGGUUGAGUAGCCGAAUGUCUGUCACCCACAUGGCAUGGAGUGAUGAUGGUCGUCGGAUCGCACUGGCUAAUCGAGCUCGAAGGCUUUGGAUCAAAACUGUUUCCCAAGGCGUCGAUGAUCGCCAAGCUUGGAAGGCUGAUUCGGAGCUCAACGUCAUCCUUGCACCUAAGAAAGGCAGGGCCACAGGUUUGUUGUUUCAAACGGCAGGCCAGAAGUUAUGCGCGCGCACGCCCUCCAUGCUCCUUUCCGUCGAUCUCGAGACCCAGCAUUGGACCGAGGCUGAACUUCCGAAAAACAUGGAGCAGUGCAAAUGGAUCAAUCACCCAACCAAACAAGAGUACCUGCUUGCCUUCGGACCCAGUAAGGUUCAAGUCUUCCAGUGGUCUACCAUGCGUGAAGUUGGGGAACAGCGUUAUUCGCAACCACAUCUUGUUGGGCCAUGCAUCUCCCCAGUCUCUCCCACAGAAGGCCAGGGUGAUGAAGAUGAACAUUACACAGUGGGAAGACUCCUCGCGCAGGCCGGAUCAUCACGCAUUCUUCUUCAGUUGUUAAGCACCACUGUGUCGAACCGACUUAGGCACAGGUACUUCCUUUUCGAUGUAAACGAACUGCGGAUAAAAUCCCGAGAUGAAAACGGCAACAGCGGGGAAGAACCAGUAUUUUGUGACUCCUCUUCCUUCGCAUGCGUCGCUCUUCCUACACGCAUCGCAUCUCGGAUUAGGGAACCGUUGUCGCUGAUGCCGCGUCAUAAACUCAUAUUCCUCGACGUUGAGAGAUGGGUCUGCACGUGGCGGCUUCCGCAUUUCUCACCUACGUCAACCCCGUUGGAGGCUGCAGAUAUCCAGAGAUACUACUUUUUGCCAGGAGAUUGGGCGACAGCCGACGAGGCGCACCGUUGUGUGGUGAUGGCGGAUGGGACACUGCUUUGUCCAAGAAACGGAGGAGUAGCCGCUGUUCAGUGUGCAGACCUGUAG